Messenger RNA from Gordionus sp. m RMFG-2023, 1714 nucleotides. RefSeq lists its product as uncharacterized. The transcript is spliced from 5 exons. Lineage: Eukaryota; Metazoa; Nematomorpha; Gordioida; Chordodea; Parachordodidae. The coding region runs from base 110 to 970 and encodes 286 amino acids. The record is from RefSeq and is a predicted model, not a curated record.
GAUUGCCAAACACCUCAAUGAAUUCUCUACAACACAUAAUUCUCUACAAAAGCAAAUUGUUCCUUGUUGCAGAUCGAAACAAACUAAAAUAAAUUUUCAUAAUCUUAACAUGCCUUCAAUAUCACAAAAAACAGCUGACAAAGUAAUCAUGGAGUUUAUUAUUGACACCUUUAAACCACUUUCACUGGUUGAUGAUCCUUCAUUCCAGAAAAUGAUUAAAACAUUUUCUUCGACGACAAAAGUUAUUUGUCGUCAGACUCUAGGCAAUAAAAUCUCUACAGCAUUUACUGAUAUGACAACAAAGCUUAUAAGAGAUUUGGCUUUUAUUGGAGUUACUGUCCUUUGGAUGGACCCAUUAACCCUCAAGAGAAGAUCAGCAGCUUUGGCACUGAGGUGUAUAAUAGGAAAGCAAACAUAUGAUGUUUUGGCUAAGGAAAUUAUGGAUAUCCACAAGACUUAUAAAAUUCAUAAUAAGGUGGUGAAGAUGGUUACCGAUAAUGGAACCAAUUUGUCAAGGCAUUUGAAGUUAUUUCGAGAAAAUGAAGAAGAUAGUGAGGAUAUGGAAUUAAUAAAUUUGGAUGACAUAUUAUCUGUUGAUGACUCAAAUAAUCCUAUCUGCCUUCCGAAGCAUCAACGUUGUUGUUGCUAUAAUCUAAACCUGAUUGCAACCAAAGAUGCUGAGAAGGUUAUGGAACCCUUGGCUACCUCAUUAAAGAUCUUGGAACGGGAGGAUAACAUGGAGCAGGGAUAUCUAACCCCGGUUUUAACCAUACUUAUAGAUAGGUUAAAGAAAUUUAGUCGCCUGCGAUAUUGUCAGCCCCUUGUAGAGUGUGUGCUUAGUGGUAUUGAUAAAAGAUUUCCUUCACUAUAUGAUGACAGUAAUAUAUUAGCAUCAAUAAUUCACCCAAAGUUUAAGCUCAAUUGGCCUUUUAUUAAUCUGCCACAAAAUUUGUUGCCAAAAGAAAGAUAAUUACGUGAUACGUGAUAUUAAGCGCACUACCCCUAAACGUCGUACAUAUAGCAAAAGUUAUAUAUACAACAGAGCAACGCUUGGUUCUCUUAUGAAAAAAACCCCAUCAAACUGGGAUAAAAAAUGGGAAAAUAAUUAAGAGGACCAUCCACGAUUUUUGGGCAGGCCGCAGUUACUGUGCGCGUAAGUGGCAAAGCCACUCACUUAAACGCUCAUGGGAAGUAAAAGGGACAGAUAAAAGCCCAUGCCCGAUUAAUUGAUUAUGGAAGGGUCAUAUUGGCAAUGUUACAAUUUAAGUCUUAGGAGUAACUAUAAUAUUCAUAUAAUCUGUAAAUAAAUAUGAUUAAAAUAAAAUAAUAUUUACCGUUCUCACUUCAAAUUUUCCACCGGUGUCAUACUACAAUGCAAAAAAAAUUAAUAUUAAAAAUAUGAAUAAUUGCUCAUUUAGAAAAUAUACAGGAUCAACCAUAUGCAGAUCCUUCAAAUGAAUGCAUGGAUGAAAUCGAUACUUUUUUGGGGAAAAAUUCAUCACAAAAUGCUCUUUCAAAUUAAUAAUUUUUUUUUAUUCUAAUGAUGAUUCAGUGAAUAUUUUUAAUAAUUAUGUUAAUUUAAAAUUGUUUUUAUUGAAUAAAACACACCCUUGCUAUCAAGCGCUCCUGUAGAGCGCUUGUUUAGUAAAGCUAAACAUGUACUUAAUGAAAAACGGGGAUGUUUAAAUGAUGAUAAUUUUGAAAAAAUUUUAUU